Zasmidium cellare ATCC 36951 is the source of this 1884-nucleotide messenger RNA. RefSeq lists its product as uncharacterized. Bases 1 to 1884 code for a protein of 627 amino acids. The record is from RefSeq and is a predicted model, not a curated record. Lineage: Eukaryota; Fungi; Ascomycota; Dothideomycetes; Mycosphaerellales; Mycosphaerellaceae. Gene Ontology annotation, cellular component: membrane. The transcript is spliced from 4 exons. Gene Ontology annotation, molecular function: ATP binding; ATP hydrolysis activity; ABC-type transporter activity.
AUGCCUGACGACGCCGCAAAGAGAGACAGCGCCGUCGCCGGCGAGGAUGUCGAAAAGCAGACGAGCGGCCAGACGCUGUUCCUCAACGAAGAUGUCACUUCUCUGGCCUGGCAGGACCUCACCGUCACCGUCAACGACCGCACCACUCAAGCCCCUCGAAAUAUUCUGGACGCAUCCUCUGGCAUUGUUCGCCCAGGCCAGAUGAUGGCUUUGAUGGGGCCUUCUGGAUCAGGCAAAACGACGCUCCUCAACACUCUCGCGCAGCGGCAAACACCGACUCAUGGAAAAGUCCUCAUCAAUGGCGCCGAGUGUCCCCUCGCUACACACCGUGCAGUCAGCUCGUUUGUAGAGCAAGAAGACACCUUGAUCGGAUCGCUCACCGUCGAGGAGACACUAAAGUUUGCCGCCAAGCUGUCACUCCCCAGCACUGUAUCCAAGACGGAGGCGUACAGUCGUGCGUCCAGCCUCAUCGCAGCGUUUGGUCUGUCAGAGCAGCGGCGCACGCUCAUCGGCACCCCAAUUCAGAAAGGCAUCUCAGGAGGCCAGAAGCGCAGAGUUUCUGUCGCAACACAUCUCAUUACCGGUCCUCGGGUGCUGUAUCUCGAUGAGCCAACGUCGGGACUUGACUCUACGGCUAGCUUUGAAGUCAUGUCUUUCAUUCGCGACAUUGCCAAGCGGAAUAACCUGAUCGUCAUUGCAAGCAUUCAUCAACCAUCAACCAAGACACUCGAGCUCUUCUCCAAAGUCACACUCCUCUCCAAAGGCAAGACCUGCUUCUAUGGCGGUGUCAGCGAGGUCGACCAAUACUUCCGUGGACUAGGAAUGGAAAUCCCACAUCUCACCAAUCCAUCCGAGCACAUGCUUGACUUGACCAACGUCGACUUCGGGAGCGAGGAAGCCCAAACUAGAUUGGACAUCAUCUUCGAAGGCUGGAAGAACUCAGAGCGCCCUCACGAUCUCGCAAACGAGAUCAAAGCCCUUUCGAGCCACCAAGCACAAGUUACCCCUGUUGCAGCUCGUCCGCCCUUCUUCUCGCAAGUCCUUACAUUGCUUCGGCGUGCGUUCAUCAAGAGCUACAGAGACCUGGUUUGCUACUGGGUGAGAGUUGCCAUGUACAUGGGCCUGGCAAUCAUGAUGGGCACAGUUUGGCUACGUUUAAGUCCAACGCAAGAGCACAUCCAGCCGUUCAUCAAUGCGAUCUUUUUCGGCUCUGCGUUUCUGAGCUUCAUGGCCGUAGCCUAUGUCCCUGCUUUCCUCGAGGAUAGGGCGGUCUUUGUGAAGGAGCGUGCGAACGGUCUUUACGGUCCCACGGCUUUUCUGGUGACCAACUUUCUCGUUGGCCUACCGUUCCUGUUCCUGAUUGCGUUUCUCUUCUCAGUCGUCAGCUAUUGGCUGAUCGACCUACGGCCAGACGGCGGUGCCUUUUUCACCUGGAUCAUGUGGCUCUUCCUGGACCUCAUCGCUGCAGAAUCGCUCGUUGUUUUGGUCUCUUCCAUCUUCCCCAACUUUGUGGUUGCACUGGCGCUUGUCGCCUUCGCCAACGGACUGUGGAUGAGCGUGGGCGGCUUUCUUGUCGCCAUGCCGGUCUUGAACGUCUUCUGGAAGUACGUCUUUCAUUACAUCGACUACCAAGCCUACGUCUUCCAGGGAAUGAUGGUCAACGAGUUCAAAGACCGGAUCUACGACUGCGAAGUCCAGAAUGGCCAAUGCUUUUGCAUGUACCAGAGCGCGCUGCAGAAGGAAUGCAAGAUCGAAGGCCGUGCCGUCCUGGACAAUUACGACUAUGCACCUGGCAGGGAGGGCAAGUGGGUGGGGAUCCUCAUCGGCAUCAUUGUCGUCUAUCGCCUGCUCGGAUGGCUCGUCACGUACUUGAAGAAGACGUAG